Bufo bufo (common toad) is the source of this 3583-nucleotide messenger RNA. RefSeq names its product copine 3 (gene CPNE3). Gene Ontology annotation, cellular component: plasma membrane. Bases 118 to 1722 code for a protein of 534 amino acids. Gene Ontology annotation, biological process: ERBB2 signaling pathway; cellular response to calcium ion. Gene Ontology annotation, molecular function: calcium-dependent phospholipid binding; receptor tyrosine kinase binding. The record is from RefSeq and is a predicted model, not a curated record. NCBI's taxonomy places the organism in Eukaryota, Metazoa, Chordata, Amphibia, Anura, Bufonidae. The transcript has 16 exons.
GGGUGCUGGGUGGUGUAGAUGAUCCACAUUUACUCUCUGCAGUCGUGUGUCUGUGGGAGCAGAGCUAAAUAAGGAAGGGCCCAGUGAAACGUUUUGGGUCACUGCUAAUAAUUGCAAAUGGCAGCACAAUGUGUAACUAAAGUGGAACUAAGCGUUUCCUGUGACAAUCUACUAGAUAAAGAUGUUGGGUCCAAAUCAGAUCCAUUAUGUGUCUUCCUCAUGAACACAAGUGGUCAGCAGCAGUGGUUUGAGAUUGAUCGCACAGAAAGAAUUCAGAAUAAUUUAAACCCCAAAUUCUGCAAGAGGUUUUUGGUUGACUACUACUUUGAGAUAGUCCAGAAGCUGAAGUUUGGGAUUUAUGAUAUUGAUAAUAAAACAUAUGAUCUGGAUGAUGAUGACUUCUUGGGAGAGUUUGAAUGUACUUUGGGACAAAUUGUCUCCAGUAAGAAAAUAACCAAACCUCUUGUAUUAAAAAAUGGAAGACCAGCAGGAAAAGGAACAAUUACGAUAUUUGCAGAAGAAAUAAAAGAUAACCGAGUGGUGCAGUUUGAAGUUGAAGCAAGAAAACUGGACAAAAAGGAUUUUUUUGGAAAAUCGGACCCUUACUUGGAAUUUUACAGGCAAGCUGAUGAUGGAAGAUGGCAGAUGGCCCACAGAACAGAGGUCAUUAAAAACAAUCUGAAUCCUGUGUGGAGACCCUUCAAGAUACCACUUCAGGCUCUCUGUAAUGGGGACAUGGAGAAGCCUAUCCGGGUUGAGUGUUAUGACUACGACAGUAAUGGCUCCCAUGACUUGAUUGGAAUCUUUCAGACCACGAUGUCCACCCUAAAGGAAGCAAGUCGCUCAAUGCCAGUGGAAUUUGACUGCAUAAAUGAAAAGAAGAAGCAGAAGAAGAAAAGCUACAGAAACUCUGGGGUAGUCAGUGUCAAGCAUUGCCAGAUUACAGUAGAAUACACAUUUCUUGACUACGUUAUGGGAGGAUGCCAGAUGAACUUUGUUGUUGGAAUUGACUUCACGGGAUCAAAUGGCGAUCCUAAAUCACCAAACUCCCUGCACUACAUUAGUCCCAACGGAGUCAAUGAGUACUUGCAUGCCAUCUGGUCAGUGGGCUUGGUUAUUCAGGAUUACGACACUGAUAAAAUGUUCCCGGCCUUCGGCUUUGGAGCUCAGAUACCACCAACGGGGCAGGUCUCGCAUGAAUUCCCGCUAAAUUUUGACCCAUCAAAUCCGUUCUGUGCUGGUAUCGAGGGAAUUGUAUCUGCGUAUCGCAGCUGCCUACCCCAAGUAAAACUCUACGGACCCACCAACUUUUCUCCAAUCAUCAACCACGUGGCCAGGUUUGCUGCGGCUGCCUCGCAACAACAGACGGCUUCACAAUACUUUGUGCUCCUGAUCAUAACCGAUGGGGUGAUAACGGAUCUUGAUCAGACUCGACAAGCCAUCGUCAACGCUGCCAAACUCCCAAUGUCCAUAAUAAUAAUUGGCGUUGGGGGUGCUGACUUUAGUGCCAUGGAAUUUUUGGAUGGAGACAACGGAGGCCUGCGAUCACCUACUGGGGAGAUGGCUAUCAGAGACAUUGUGCAGUUUGUGCCUUUCAGGAAUUUUGCACAGGCUCCAAAGGAAGCGCUUCAACAGAGCGUCUUGGCCGAGAUCCCACAACAAGUCGUCUCCUAUUUUAAUACAUACAAACUAAAGCCACCAAAUGACCCUGCUGCCAAAUGAAGACGCUGCCGUGACCUUAAUAAGUGGUCUAGAUUAUAUAUGUAUAAUAACCCUUCUGUAUAUAACAUGUCCUUAUUGUAAUAUGCUAAGAUGCCACAGAAAAGUUACAACUCUUAUUUUAUAACUUUUACUUAUCUGCCAAAUCUGCCGACUAUCACACUAUUGCGGGUUUGAUUUCAUCAUUUUUUAUGACAGCUUAUGUGACUUGCUGGAGCCGCCGGGUCAUCCACAGUGACAGCCUCAUUAUAUAAAAGACGCAGAGAUGGGUCUGUAGUACAUCUGGGAAAUGCUGUGUAUAAUGUGGGACUGUAAUUGGAUAGGUCUUUAUUCAUCUCUCAUGGUUUAUCAUUUCAACAUACUGUAUAUUGAACUAGACAGUCUAACAGAAAAUGGAAAACCCAAGAGACUCCUCUUAAUUCUAGGAUACGUUUGAACUGUCUGCGGUGCUUCACAAUUCGCAGUUCAUCUUUCUCAUUAGUUUAAAAUGGUCUGAUAUUGAGGUAAAGGUGAGAGUUCUGCAGAACUUACAACUUCAAAAAGUCAUUGCGGCAGGAGUUACUAUUGACCAAGGAUGCCCCUUUUCUGGUCCAAGGGCCGCACAGUCCUAUUGAACCACUCCCAAGGACCGCAAUAAAACUUGAAAGGGUAUUAUCAUCUCAGAAAUUUAUGGUAUAUCAAAGGUAUCUGUCCUAAAUGUUGUUUCCACUUACAGAACACCCAGGUAUCAGGAGAUUGGGGGUUCCCUUCUUCCCUGUUCGAGGUAACCAUGCAUGUGGCUGUCUCCAUUGUAGUUUUCCGAAAUGACCAAGUGCCUCACUGCUCCUAUAAAACUAGAAUGAGGAUGGUUGCAUGCAUCCAGAUGGCUAGUGGCCCCAGUGCUGCAGGUUGUGAACACCUGCUGUAGACCAAAUACCUGCAAUGACUAUGCACAAAAAGAAAGCUAAGAUACAGUAUGUAAGUACCAUUGGAGCAGUUGUCCCUCACAUUAGAAGUGCAUUGUCCAACCUGCCUAGUGAAGAAUUUUUUUUGGCAAAGGGUUCAAAGGGGGAGUUAAAAAAAUAAAAGCAGUAAAACUCAGCCUCACCACUUUCACCACAGCUCCUGUUUGAUCAUUUACCAGGUCCUUGCUGGUCUCUACUUCCUGGUGCUAGCUUGACAAACAGGAAAUAGCUGCUCGGCCAACCACCGGGUGAGGCGGGUCAACGCUCCAACUAGUGCUUAGAUGGCAUUCCCUGUGUGUGGAGACAGGACCAGGAAGUAGAUACUGGCAGGAACCUGGGAAAUGCUGAAACGGGAACAGAAGGGAUUAGUGAGGAGGGUAUAACUUCUUUAAUUUUUUUAUCCACUCCUUUCACCAAACUUUUUCCCAACUGGACAUCCCCUUUAAAGGAGUUGUCCUAUCUCAGACUUUCAUGGUCGAGAUGGGAAAAACCCACAGUAAGCACUGACCCAGGGUGGCCAGAGUUAUGGAAACAUCUGAGCGGUCGGGGCUCUGCGGUUUCCAUAACUCCCAAGGCAGUGAAUGGGAUACCAACAGAAUAGCACAGUUAUUUCUCCUGCUUCUGUAACUUGCUUACUUGGGUUAUCUCCAUCUUGGGCAUGAAAAGCUGAGAUGGGACAGCCCAUUUAUGAAACUGACUUAUUUCCAUGCGCAAAACUGCAGGUUUUCUUUGCACAUUUACUCAUAUUGAAAAUUACAGCAUACUACUCUUGAGAGCAAACAUAUUAGUUAUUUUGUCGGCCAUUGUUUUAAUAGUUUUACUUAUCGAUUAUUGUAAAAUUUUUAUAUAUUGUUUUAUAUUGUAGGUUGUGACUCAUUUAUGUUUAUAUAAAGCAGAUUCAUUUCAACAAAAUGUUGUUU